Molecule: messenger RNA, 1710 nt
Organism: Symbiodinium sp. CCMP2592
Lineage: Eukaryota; Dinophyceae; Suessiales; Symbiodiniaceae
Source: the annotation of a GenBank genome assembly
AUGACUCCUGCACCGGUCAGUCCCAGUCCAACUUCCAUGCAGGGACCGCUAUUUCAAUCGGCUCGCGACCAGGAGACGGCGAUGUUCAAGCACCUUGUGUCCUGCUGUCAUCCACCUGCGACAGGGGUCUCCCCAACCACGACUCCUCCGUCGACCAAGAGACCGAGACAGGACCAGGCAGAUGCAGCGAUGCCCCAAGCGGGGCAGGGCACCGAGUCUGCAGCGGCGGACAAGGGCAAGGGCAAGGCCAAGGGCAAAGGAAAAGGCAAGGGCAAGGGAAAGAACAAGGGCAAAGGUCAAAGACCAGGUCCGAGUCAGGGCCCAAACAAGCAAGCUUGGUGGAGUACCUCGGGAAGCGGAGGAGAGCAACUGACGGAGUGGGAUGCUCAGGCGUGGAACUAUGACAUGAAGCUCCACUUCUUCUUUCGCCCCGAUCCUCCGGGGUCCGUUUUGCCGUUCAUGACUCAGGUCGCGAAAAAAUGGAGGGAACUGAUGGACCAGAACAAGGUACAAUCCUCCCUGCGCGAGACCAUGUUGCGAGAGCUGAUUCACGAACUCAAAGGACGGAUCCAGGGCUUCACGGCGGCGGCUAUGGUCGAGAUGCAGAAGCAGGCUCACGAGAUGGAGUGGGUGGACUCUCAGGGCAACUGGAACUACAUGAAGUGGGACCCAGAGAUGCAGAAGGAGGUCUUGAUUCCACGUGUGGAGAGUCGCUCGGUGGACGACUCACUCCUACAGGAUGUGGGGGAGAUCGAGAGGCUCAUCAAUGGCACUACGAUACGCCACUUUGGCAGUGUGAGGCCGCUGAGCCAAAACUACACGACUCAGUGGGUUCAGUUUGUUCUGGAGAUCGAGCUGAGACAGGAUGGGGACAGCCUCUGGCGUCUCUUCAACUCCCUCAUCAACUGCGCAGUGCUGUCAGAGCCUCACUCUCUCACCUCGCUUGUGCUUUAUCGCAUUGACCUCCUUGCCAUCAGUCUUGCCAACCCCACCAGCAAAACUUGCUACAUGAAUAGUGCUCUGAAUGCACUGCUCUUCGUCAUACACAGUCUUGGGUCCAUCUGUGAGGCUGACUUGGGGCAACUCCGACAUGCCUACCAAGCGUUGCUUGAGCGAGCUGCUCCGCUUGAUAUCAGUCGACUGCUGACUUGGAUCAUGUUUAUCAGUCCUUGGGAUGCCCCCUUCCAGCAGCAUGAUGUUGGUGAAUUUAUUCAACAUGUUGUGAUGAGGAUUCGCUCGCCUUUAUUACGGGGCACGUGGCAAGCCAGGCAGGCCUUUGACAAUCAAUGCCGGAUUGUGGACUCCGGUCCUGCAACUGCUCCUGUGCUCCUUCCUCUGUCAGGGGCAUCCAUGACAUUACAAUCUUGCAUUGAUCAGUGGAGUGCUCAAGAUGACUCAGCCAUUCAGCAUGCCUUUACAGCUGACACGACCGCAGUACUUUUCCAGCUGAUGAGGUUCAAUGCUGUGGGGACUUGGAGGCGCAAGCGUACAGUCAAGGACUCAACACGUGUGGGUGAUAUUCUGACAACCAUUUUGCUUCCUGUCUAUGCUGAUAAUCUCCUCCCAACUGUGCAUCUCAAGUCUUUCGAGGUGGUGGCGAGCAUUGUCCACUAUGGAGCACUGGCAGAUUCGGGGCAUUACAGAUGCGUGUGGAGGAAAAAGGCUGACAAUGGAGUGGAUGGAAUUGCAUUGACGGCUAAUAUGGCCUGA